Messenger RNA from Seriola dumerili (greater amberjack), 2274 nucleotides. RefSeq names its product sodium/nucleoside cotransporter 2-like (gene slc28a1). Gene Ontology annotation, cellular component: membrane. The transcript is spliced from 18 exons. The record is from RefSeq and is a predicted model, not a curated record. Gene Ontology annotation, molecular function: nucleoside:sodium symporter activity. NCBI's taxonomy places the organism in Eukaryota, Metazoa, Chordata, Actinopteri, Carangiformes, Carangidae. Bases 24 to 1988 code for a protein of 654 amino acids. Gene Ontology annotation, biological process: nucleoside transmembrane transport.
AGCCGGGUUUAGGAGGACUCACAAUGACCGAAAUCGACGGUGUCCAGCUGAAAAAUGUAUCCCACACCAAUGGAAAUGGCGUGGUCAACCAGGCUUUUGAAAUAGAGGAGGACAUCAUUACUGAUACUAACAGCAUCAGAGGGCAGACUAAAGAGACUAAAAAGGGAUUGGGAUCAUACCUAAGCCAAGUUACCAAGCCGAUUAAUGCCACUGAGGAUUACAUCAAGUCUCACUCAAAAAUCUUCAAAUGCAUUGUGCUGGGAAUACUUGGAGCAGGUUAUGUGGCAUUCUUCAUUGCAGCCUGUGUAUUGAAUUUCGAGAGGGCCAUCGUUCUUGUAGUCCUAACCAGUUUGGCUGUUGUUGCUAAAUCAUAUGAUCUUUUGAAAGAGUACAAAGGAGAAAGCAUCAGUCGGUGUUUCAGACCGGCGGUCAGAUGCUUUAAAUCAAACCUGAAAUGGAUGAAAUGGGUUUUCAUCUUAGCGGUUGUGGUCCUGCUCGUGGUGUGGCUCAUCUUGGACACGAGCCAGCAACCUGAGCGGCUUAUAUCGUUCGGGGGUGUGUGUAUGUUCAUCGUGCUUGUUUUCCUCUUCUCAGCACACAGGACAGCGAUAUCAUGGAGGCCUGUGUUUUGGGGUCUCGGGCUGCAGUUCUGUGUUGGCCUUUUUGUUAUAAGAACACAGCCUGGACUCAUUGCUUUUGAAUGGCUUGGAAAACAAGUGCAGAAUUUCCUCGACUACACCAAAGAAGGGUCUUCAUUUGUUUUUGGGGAUCUAAUUGCAGACAUUUUUGCCUUUCAAGCUUUGCCCAUUGUUGUGUUCUUCAGCAGUGUGAUGUCAGUCCUUUACUUUUUGGGAAUAAUGCAGUGGCUCAUAUUGAAGAUCUCAUGGGUAAUGCAGAUAACGAUGGGAACCUCUCCCACAGAGACCUUGAGUGUGGCAGGCAAUAUAUUUGUUGGGCAGACUGAAGCUCCGCUGCUGAUCCGCCCCUAUUUGAGGGACAUGACCAAAUCUGAGAUCCAUGCUGUUAUGACUGGUGGAUUUGCCACAAUUGCAGGCAGUGUCAUGGGGGCGUUCAUCUCAUUUGGGAUUGAUGCAUCUUCCUUGAUAUCAGCCUCUGUGAUGGCUGCUCCUUGUGCCUUGGCCAUCUCCAAGCUGUCUUAUCCAGAGACAGAGGAGAGUCCCUUCAAGUCAGAGAAGAACAUUAAAGUGGCUUGUGGAGAUGAACGGAACAUCCUGGAGGCCGCUAGCAAUGGAGCAUCUGCUUCAAUAGGUCUUGUUGCUAACAUUGCAGCAAACUUGAUAGCCUUUCUGGCCAUCCUCGGGUUCAUAAAUCAAGCUUUGAGUUGGCUUGGAGGAAUGGUGGGAUAUCCCGCAAUCACAUUUCAGUUAAUUUGCUCGUACGUGUUUAUGCCCGUGGCCUUCAUGAUGGGGGUACCAUAUGAUGAGAGUUUCACUGUGGCUGAACUAAUUGGCACAAAGCUCUUCCUCAAUGAGUUUGUUGCUUAUGGGAAAUUAUCUGAACUGAAGGACAACAGAAUGAAUGGACUUGAUGAAAUCGUUGGAGGUGAAAGACAAUGGAUAUCUGUCCGAUCAGAAAUAAUCACCACUUAUGCUCUUUGUGGGUUCGCCAACUUUAGCUCACUGGGUAUUGUGAUCGGUGGCCUAUCCUCUAUAUGCCCAUCAAGAAAAGGUGAUAUCUCGUCUCUAGUGUUUAGAGCUAUGAUCACUGGGACUUGUGUAUCUCUUGUCAACGCUUGCAUUGCAGGAAUCCUUUUUGAUCCUCAAUUGGACUGUGUGGGGCUGUUCAAAGAGUCUGCUUUCAAUGCCACAGAUAUAAACGUUCAAACUUGCUGUCAGGACCUCUUUCAAAGCACUGUAAACAAUGGGACCAUCUCAUUUGAAGGCUCUUGGAGCAGCGUAGCAAAUGCCACUAUGUUUUUCUCUAAAUGUUGUCAGUGUUGCGGUCUUUCUGAAGGACUUUGUAAUUAGAGGAGAAAUAUGCACAUCAGUGUCUGUUUUUGUACUGCAGUCUCUCCAUGUUUAUAUAUUUGUGUCACAGUUAAUGUAAAAAUGUAAAGCCUAUAUGCAUAUUGUUUCAAGCUGAAUGUAUCGUUCAUGUAUUAUAUUGUAAAUUAAUUCAGAUAUUGGUUUUUAUUUAAAGCCAAAGAUUAAAAGGACACACCUUAAGCAAUGUACCUCAGGAAAUGUUCAGACAUCAACGGUUUAAACAAUGUAAAUAUUUCAAAUAAAGUUGAGUGACUCAGUUAUUUUUGUU